AUGCGAUCGGUAGUUCAAGGAACAUGUGCAAUGUUCCAUCUUCCAUAUUCUGCUACUUUCGUAUUCGUAUUUAUUGUUUUACUUUUAGAUUUUUUGGCUUUGACGACUUAUGCUCAAUUGCAAAAUUACCAAACACCUGAUAGACCUGUUCAUUCAUAUUUCCCCGCUAGCGAUAAUCCUAAAUCUAAUCCAUUGGCGAUUUUUCAAAAUAAUAUUCAGCAUCCGCAUUCUGCUAACAAUCAGCCUUCAAUAUCUGCUAAUGACAUUAAUUUAUUGGAUCAAAAAUCUAAAAUUCAAAAAAAAAAUGAAGCAGGCGAUGAAAUUUCUUUAGCAAAUAGGAUUACAACGAUUUCUGUGCUAAAGAGAAAAAAUGACAGUUCGAAAUUCAUCCCAUACAGCAAAGCUGAUGGUUCUUUAUAUUUAUCAAGGAUAAUGAAGUUUUUGCCAACUGGAAUUGAUAGAAGAAAGCGUUUACCAAAUUUGAGGCAUUCUACGCUUAGAUCACCUGAAUGGAUCGAUGGUAAAAGGUUUUCAACCGGCAGCCAUCGAAAAUUUAUUAGCCAGGAAGAUUAUGAUCGUCGAGUAGGAAAGCACGAAAUUCCAAAAUCAGCAAACUUAUUUAAUAGCAACAAAAUAGCUCGUCUUCAAUAUUAUGGUAAUAAUCCACUGUAUCGUAGUCAUAAAAAAUUGAAACCUGAUAAUUUGAAGUCAAAUAACUUAACAGAAAGCCUUUUCUCACGACCAGUUGAUCAGUUGAAAUCAAGUACCAAUGCGACAAGGUCCUUGACGCAAUCUACUCGUACAAAUUCAACUAAAGGAAAUUCGAGAGAUGAUCCAUUUCAUUUUUAUCCAUCAAAGGCCAAAAAAUUUUCAUCGCCUGAAGACUCGUUUCCAGCUACGAAUAAUGUUAAUAAUACUCUAAAUACUCUAAACAAAUCAUCAAAUUUGCUGCAUGAUGAUAGAAAAAAUGCCAAAUAUUUGCAAAACUCUGUUCGUCCUGCAAAAGUUCUCGGAUUUAUAUCUCGUUACAAUAAUGCAUUUCACGAUGCUGCAUCAUUAGAGAAAUCAUCUAAUCAUGAUAAGGGAGUAAGUUUUUACUUUCAAAAUUUCAAUUUGUUGGAUUUGAAAAGGCUAAUGUUUUCAGUUUCCAGCACAUUCAAAAUUUUCUUUGAUGAAAGCUGA
Dracunculus medinensis (Guinea worm) is the source of this 1182-nucleotide messenger RNA. The record is from the annotation of a GenBank genome assembly. NCBI's taxonomy places the organism in Eukaryota, Metazoa, Nematoda, Chromadorea, Rhabditida, Dracunculidae.